AUGCCUACUGACCUUGCUCUCAAGGGGGUUGACGCCUGGGUAUACACAAUCGACGUCAAGCUCGGCCAAGAGGGCAAAGUUGUACCCAUGCUCGUUGAUACGGGCUCCUACACCUUCUGGGCCGCAGACAAGGCCUGCGCGGACUGUAUCUCAGGAGGGAUGGUCGGCGCCCUCGCGUCCAAUCCGGAGCAGUGUACACCAUACCAGACCUCUUACAAGACCGGCGGAUUCAAGGGCUGUCUGGUGAAUACCACGAUGGAAUUUGGCCCGUACAAGAUGCAGAAUAUGGCGAUGGCGGCGGCGACGGACGUCGGGGAUGAGUUGACUGCGCACGGGAACGGAAUGUUCGGGCUCGCCAUGGUGGACAGAAUCGAGACGACUACGCCCAUGUCCCGUAUGCUGAGCGAUGGACUGGUAGAUGAUCCUUGGGUGGGACUGAGAUUGCAGCGGCAAGGGGAGGGAGACAGCGAGGUUAUAUUCGGUAACGCCUUGAAAUCAACGUACGGCGAUAGCGCAUUUCACGUCGACUUGCCGCAGCGGAAAGGCGGCGGGACAAAGUACAAUGUCACCUUGGACAGCUUUGCCAUCAUGGGUCAGCCCGUCAAGGACUCGCUCAUCACCAAUAGCGGAAUGCUGCUGGAUACUGGGACCUCCAAUAUUGUCGUUCCUGAUUCGAAAUACGAGUGGAUACUGAAAGCUCUGGUGCAGGAACCCGAAGUCCCAAUGCAUCCUCAACUCAAGACCGCGAUGAUCCCCUGUAAGGGUCGAGGGAAUGUAGCGGAGGCACUGUCAUUCACAUUUGGCGGCGUGGCGUUCCCGGUGCCAUGGAAAGACCUCGUUGGUCCAGAGAUCGACUUGGCUGGGACGCCGUUCGCUGGCAAUGGUACUGGUGUGUAUUGCGAGCCGAGGAUACAAAAGAUACCCGGCAACAGCAAUUGGAUCCUCGGGGAUGCCUUCCUGGUCAAUGUGUAUCAUGCUGUCAAUACCCAGACUGGGGGUGUGCAGAUAUGGCGAUUGAAGCCAUAG
Dioszegia hungarica is the source of this 1026-nucleotide messenger RNA. RefSeq names its product aspartic peptidase domain-containing protein. The record is from RefSeq and is a predicted model, not a curated record. The transcript has 9 exons. Gene Ontology annotation, biological process: proteolysis. Gene Ontology annotation, molecular function: aspartic-type endopeptidase activity. The coding region runs from base 1 to 1026 and encodes 341 amino acids. Lineage: Eukaryota; Fungi; Basidiomycota; Tremellomycetes; Tremellales; Bulleribasidiaceae.